Molecule: messenger RNA, 630 nt
Organism: Lathyrus oleraceus (garden pea)
Lineage: Eukaryota; Viridiplantae; Streptophyta; Magnoliopsida; Fabales; Fabaceae
Exons: 2
Coding region: 1-630 (209 amino acids)
Biological process (GO): DNA integration
Molecular function (GO): nucleic acid binding
Source: RefSeq, a predicted model, not a curated record
AUGAGUUUGGUAUGUGAAGAGACUCCUAAUAGUGUGAAGCUUGGUAUCUUAAAACUUACAAGUGGUAUACUUGAAGAGAUCAUAGAGGGUCAGAAGACCGAUGUGGAAUUUGUUGACCGACUUGUGUUAAUAAAUCAAGAUAAAGGCGGUGACUUCAGGAUUGAUAAGAAUGAUGUGAUGAAGUUUAGAGCCAGAGUUAGUGUACUAAAUGUACCCAAGCUUAAGAAGAGUAUUCUUGAGGAGGGUCACAUAAGUGGGUUGGGUAUUCAUCCAAGAGCCACUAAAAUGUAUCAAGACUUGAAGAAGUUGUUUUGGUGGCUAGGAAUGAAGAAGGAAUGGGAUAACAUUUCCAUGGAUUUAGUUACGAGUUUUCCGAAGAAGGCGAAAGGAUGUGAUUCUAUUUGGGUGACUAUUGAUAGACUGACUAAAUCGACUCAUUUCAUACCGAUUAAGAUCAGUUAUCCUUUACAGAAGUUAGAUGAGACGUAUAUUGAGAAGGUUGUUAGUUUACAUGGUAUUCCAUCGAGCAUUGUGUUGGAUAGAGAUCUGAUGUUCACGUCAAGGUUUUGGCAGAGUUUGCAAGAGGGGUUGGGUACUAAGCUAAAAUUGAGUACUACUUAUCAUCCUUAG